AAAAAAACAAUGAACCAAAGUCCCUAGGCCAGCCUGAAUUUUAUUGAUGACCUUGCACAUAACCUCGUCUAAGUUAUUGACGUUUUUUGUGAUGGCUGUGGUUUGGUAACUGGGGCUGGUAUCCGUUAGGGGCAUUAGAUUACGGUCUUAAAACCAAUUUUAUUGUUAGUUUGUGAAUUCAAUGAAGGAAGCUUCUCCCCCUGUAUCAGCGAUGGCCACACCAACCAAUGGUAGUGGCAACUUAGUGGACGAAUUUGAAGAGGCUUUCCAACACUGUCUGAACGUUUUGACGAAGGAGGAAGCAGUCCCCAAUUCCGACAAAGACGAGAUGAAGGUGGAAGUGGAGCAAACCACCUUGCGCUUCAUAGACCUGGCCCGUCAGAUGGAGGCGUUCUUCCUGCAGAAGCGCUUCCUUCUGUCGGCCUUGAAGCCGGAAAUGAUCGUGAAAGAGGACAUAAACGAGUAUCGUCUCGAACUGGCGCGGAAAGACGAGUUGUUGAAGCGCCAUUAUGAGAAAAUUGCAGUUUGGCAAAACCUUUUGGCCGAUUUGCAAGGCUAUGCCAAAAGUCCGGCUCAGGGUAGCGCCACGCCGACGUUGAAUAAUGGGGGUUCGGUGCAGAGUCCCAUGGCAGGUCUUCCCGGGAAUCAGACGCCGAAUCCUAUGAUGGUUUCCGGGAUGUCCACAACAAUGCAACAGCAGCUACAGCAGCAGCAGUUGCAGCAAAUGCAACAGCAACAGCAGAUGCAACAAAUGCAGCAACAGCAAAUCCAACAGCUACAGCAACAGAUGCAGGUGCCCCCGGGGAUGGCAGGCGGCGUGGGCCCCGGCAUGGUGUCCCCGCAGCAGGCCAUGUUCAUGCAACAGCAGGCCAUGGGCGGCCCCCGAGGCCCUUUUUCCCAGCAAGGCCCCGGUGGGGUUCUCCAGGGCCCUCUGGCGUACCUUGAGAAAACUACGAGUAAUAUAGGCAUGACGGAUGGGCGAAGGUGACGCGGGCGCGGGAGGGGGCGAGGUAGAGGCAGGGGUAGAGGUAGAGGUCGUGGCCGUGGGUCUUUGCCAGAUUAUGUAUCCCCAUAAUGUUCCCCCUCCCGAAGUUGGGAUAUGCACCCGUAUCCCGACGCGCGGCAAGGCAUUCCAAGGGGACUUCUAGCGGAUUUCAUGUGUAGGUAGUUAGUGGUACACCCUUAGAGUAGAUGUUGAGCAAAUCUUACAAAUAAGCAAUGAUUCAGAAGUGUAGGCGUUUUAUUGGUCACCGAGGCCGGUGGCCAGAAGUUCUUGAGUUGGCUGUGGGCACUUGGCAAAUUUCUAAGCCAACUUGGAAAACAAUUCUCUCGACGUGGACUCGUUUAAUUAAUUAAUUGUAUAAGAACCUUUAAGUAUUAUGAUAUCAAGAAGAAACGUCAUAGAAAUUGUAUAUCAAAAGAAGCACUACAAAUUCAAUUCGCUUUUAAAGUGGAGCCCCUGCGGCCCCUGGUAAACAAUGAAGCAGUCUUUCCUCAUAGUUGUUCAAAAACAACGAAAAGUACGCAAAUUAAGUAUUUGUUAUGAUUUUUAUCAUAGUUAAAUUUCCAGAUAUAUUUAAGAAUUGGUUACCACAGGGCGCCGCAAAGGUCUUAACUUUAUCAAUAUUGUUUUUAUUUCGAUUUUAACACUAUAAAAGUGCUUUUGCACGUCUACAAUAAUUAAACGUACUCAAUUAAAUCGUAAUUUGUAAAUUUAUAAAAUUAAAUUACGAGCUAACAUGCCACGAAGACCAAAGAACCACCAUUAUCUUUAAAAUGCGAAAACACUUUGGUCCUCGUGCAUUACCCAAAAUGCUAAAUUUGUAACCUAAGCGCAACCAACCACACUUAACUUUUGCAGCACCUUAAACUAAGAAAUUUAAAGGACAAAUGUGUAUUAUUUGAAUAAAAAAUUGUAUCGUGCCGAUCAGUUUGCAUAUGUAACGUUACCGAAUUUCAAAAUUGUGAUAUAAAUUAUUAAUAAAACAAAUUAUACUCAA
Tribolium castaneum (red flour beetle) is the source of this 2000-nucleotide messenger RNA. It is a transcript of the gene MED28, whose product is annotated as Mediator complex subunit 28. The transcript is spliced from 4 exons. The coding region runs from base 182 to 988 and encodes 268 amino acids. The record is from RefSeq and is a predicted model, not a curated record. Lineage: Eukaryota; Metazoa; Arthropoda; Insecta; Coleoptera; Tenebrionidae. Gene Ontology annotation, cellular component: mediator complex.